This is a messenger RNA of Podospora pseudopauciseta, 1016 nucleotides long. RefSeq lists its product as uncharacterized. The transcript is spliced from 2 exons. The coding region runs from base 720 to 1016 and encodes 98 amino acids. The record is from RefSeq and is a predicted model, not a curated record. NCBI's taxonomy places the organism in Eukaryota, Fungi, Ascomycota, Sordariomycetes, Sordariales, Podosporaceae. Gene Ontology annotation, molecular function: protein binding.
CACACCCCGAGCUCAAGGGACGGGACGGAACCUGAAGGGGUCCCCGCCAUGACGUCCAUUUUUCAGCCUUGCCAGCCCAAGGCGCCGCAUUCCGGUCUGACGCUUUUUGAAAGCUCAACACCCAUCCAUCCAUCCAUCCAUCCCAUCCAUUUCUUUCUGGCCGUGUGAGCCACCUCUGUAGGUUUAUAUAGCAGUGCCCCUCCCCAACUGUUGCUUCGACACCUCCGUACUGCCCUGUCCGCCACAAGCGAAUACACCUCUCUGUCGCUGUCUACUACCCCGCGAUUCGGAUCUCAGACCCGAACAGGCGUUUAGGCCCUUUUCGACAUCCCCCCCUUUCGCUUGGCGACCGAAUCCGACCACCAGUCUUCCCCUCUUCUGCCUGCACCGAACGAAAAAAGACACGACUUGAUCGCCUCGGCAGUCGACAUCUAGGGCUUGUUUUUUGACUUCCCACUGCUCUAUCCGCCCCAGUAACGAUAACGGACGCCGCCGCGCCAUCCAUCCAUCCAGCCAUUCCCAGCCAACCCCUCCCGUUUGCGAAGAGACCUGGGCUACUGCCGCCUGUGCGAUACCGUGCGGAUUGCUUCUUGUCCUGCCCUCGUGUUGGACAAGACCUUGGAGGACGUCGAGCGUGCAGGGCAACAUCCGACAGACAGUCAGUCACCGUCUUACAGCCGCGGACUGGGCUUUAUUAUUUGGGUUCUGUGCCAGCAGCCAUGCCGUCCACAACCACACAGCGGCGCCUGGCAUCGCAAUUUGUCGAGGCCACAAAUGCGUCUCGUGAAAAUGCGCAGCUGUACCUGAAGAAUGCCAACUACGAUCUCAAUGCCGCUGUGAACAGGUCAGUUUCACUUCCAUUUACGCAUAUUCGUAUUAGUCUCCUGCUGUUCCCCUUGCACUUUGUCACCGCGCCGGCACUGUCCAAGUUGGUUGCCCUUGCCAUGGCGGUCCCCCCCCCACCCCCACUGGGUUCCCUGCUUGAAGCGGCUCCCAUCCCGGAGACGGGAAAAUAG